Erythranthe guttata (spotted monkey flower) is the source of this 1894-nucleotide messenger RNA. RefSeq names its product putative xyloglucan 6-xylosyltransferase 5. NCBI's taxonomy places the organism in Eukaryota, Viridiplantae, Streptophyta, Magnoliopsida, Lamiales, Phrymaceae. Gene Ontology annotation, cellular component: trans-Golgi network; endosome; membrane. Gene Ontology annotation, biological process: xyloglucan biosynthetic process. The record is from RefSeq and is a predicted model, not a curated record. Gene Ontology annotation, molecular function: hexosyltransferase activity.
GCGCUGAAUCCAGCCCGUAAACAGCGGGAUUGUCCCCUUCAUCAAAUAUUAUUCAAUGUUUUAUUGAAUCCACCAAAACCUCUUUGUAUUAAACUAUUCAAACCCAUCUCAAGAAAACUGCAUCUCAGUCGGUGCCGGCGUGCUGCUUCUUCUUCUUCUUCUCCUCCUCCUCCUCUUCUCUCUCUACUUUCUCCUCUGUCUAGAGAGAGAAACACAUCAUAUAUCUGUAUAUUUGUAUACGUCGAUGAGUGUACGUACUUCCAUUUUUACAGAGACAACUCUCAACACCGAACCCAUUCCACCUUCCUUCGACUCAUUAUUCAGCUGAUGAUGGGUACGGAAAGCACGUUCUCGCCUCAGAAGCGAACCUCCACCGCCCUCCCAACCACCACCUCCGCCGCCGCCGGCGUCGCCCGCGGCCGCGCCGCCUCCCGGGGCAAGCAGCUCAGCAAAACCCUCAACAACAUCAAGAUCACCGUCCUGUGCGGCUUCGUCACCAUCCUCGUGCUCCGAGGCACCAUCGGCCUCGGCAGCCUCUCCUCCUCCGAAGCCGAUGCCGAAAACCAGCACAUGGCCGAAGAAACGAAUCGGAUCCUGGCCGAGAUCCGGUCCGACAAGGACCCGACCGACCCGGAUGACGACCAACCCGAGCAGUUCUUCAACCCGAACAUGACAUUCGCUCUAGGACCCAAAAUCACAACCUGGGAUCAAGACAGAAAGGUGUGGCUUCAGCAGAACCCUCAGUUCCCGCAGCACGUCAACGGUAAACCUCGUAUCUUGCUCGUCACCGGUUCGCCGCCCGGACCGUGCGAUAACGCAAUCGGAGAUCAUUACUUGUUGAAAGGUAUAAAGAAUAAAAUCGAUUAUUGUCGAAUCCAUGGGAUUGAGAUUGUUUACAACAUGGCUCAUUUGGACAAGGAGAUGGCCGGGUAUUGGUCAAAGCUUCCUUUACUUCGACGAUUAAUGUUGUCGCAUCCCGAAGUGGAGUGGAUUUGGUGGAUGGACAGCGACGCAUUGUUCACCGAUAUGGUAUUCGAGAUCCCCGUAAAAAAAUACGAGGAUCACAACAUGGUGAUCCACGGCUAUCCUGAUCUGCUUUUCGAUCAGAAGUCGUGGAUCGCCCUGAACACUGGCAGUUUCCUGUUCAGAAACUGCCAGUGGUCGUUGGACCUCUUCGAUGCGUGGGCCCCGAUGGGGCCCAAGGGUCCGGUCCGAGAUGAGGCCGGGAAAGUCCUGACGGCCUACCUCAAGGGCCGGCCGGCGUUCGAGGCCGACGACCAAUCCGCGUUGAUUUACUUGUUGAUAUCGCAGAAGGAUCGAUGGAUGGAGAAAGUUUUCGUGGAGAACUCGUAUUAUCUACACGGGUUUUGGGAGGGUUUGGUGGAUAGGUACGAGGAGAUGAUUGAGAAGUACCAUCCGGGGUUGGGCGACGAGAGGUGGCCGUUUGUGACGCAUUUUGUGGGGUGCAAGCCGUGUGGGAGUUACGGGGAUUAUCCGGUGGAGAGGUGUUUGAAGAGUAUGGAGAGGGCGUUUAAUUUCGCGGAUAAUCAAGUUUUGAAUUUGUACGGGUUUAGGCAUAGGGGAUUGGUGAGCCCGAAUAUUAAGAGAAUUCGUAACGAGACCGUUGCUCCGCUGGUGAAUGUGGACCGGUUUGAUAUUCGACAUUCGGCGCAUCAUAGCGACGGAUCUAGGAGCUAACGAGUAUACUAUACGUGGGGAGAAAUAAAUACUUUGUAGGUAAUGCAAAAGUUUUAUUCAAGUUCCACACAAGUGAAAUGUAGUUUUGAAUUUUCUUGAUUUGGUUAUUUGCUUUGUGAAUUUUCAUAAUUUCUUUUCACAUGCUAUUUUUAGUGGCCCAAUUUAUUUCAUUAAUUCAGUUCUUAUCUUUUUUUUU